AUGGAAAAUUUAAUUAUAAUUUUUCCAGCCUAAGUUUAAAGACACAGAAAAAAAAAAAACACAUAAACAAAUGAAUAAAUUGAAGUUAUUUGCUUUGCAUUAUAAUUUAUGGCAAAUAUAAUGGCUCAUAAAAAAAUGACAGCUCAUUUAUUAGAAAACAAGAAAAUUAUACAUUACAAAGAAGGUUUUGAUGGAAACAUAAGCAAAUAUGAUGAAUAUUUUUUAAGGAAAUUACAAGUAUAGAUGUUGUCAGAUACAACCAUUUUAUUGAUGCAAAUUUAAAUUAUUUAGCCUCAUCUAAAUAUCUUGAACUCCUGUAAAGUAAUGUUAUUAUUAUAUUCUAUAGAAAUUAGAUCCCAUUUUUAAUUAUGUACUCUCAUAAAUAAAUUAAAAUUACUAAGAUAUUAUCUUUUAUACAGAAAAUGGUUCAAUUAUGGUAAAAAAUUUGGUAUUUCUACCAGACAUAAAAAAAUUAAUUUUAAUGCAAAAAGAAAAAUUGAAUCAAUUAAUUUAGAAAAUUCACGUAAUAUAUGAUGAUAUAGAAAAAAGAAUAAUGUAAAAAAAAGAUAAAUUGCUUUCACUUUAAUAAUUAGAUGUUUUUCAAAUUGAAAUGUUUUUUAAAGAACAUUUAAUUUUAUUAAAUUAAUUCAAAAAUGAUAAUUACAUACCUGAGAUAGUAUUUUAAUAAAAAACCUAAAUUGUUUUCAUUAGAUAAUGUGAAUUUUUUAAUGAAUAAAUAUCUAUUGAUAAUGAAAAACAUAUAAAUAAAUAAAGUUUAACUUAAAUAGAACUAAAAAUAAUAAGUAAUAUUGAAAAUCCUGUUUUAAAACAAUAAUAAUAUUCAGUUAAAUUGUAUUACUUAGAAAUUAAGCUCGAUCCAAAUCAGCAAUCUCCUAAUAUUUAAAAAUAAUUAUUGGAAGGAUCUUUACUCUAAGAAUUUCAUCAAAAUUUCUCUUCUGAAGAGACAAAUAGUCAAUAAAAAAAAUAUUUUGACUAAAUGUACUUUCCUUAGGAAGACCCAAUGUAAAAAAAUGUUUUAAAAGAGCAAUUACCUUAAAUAGAAAUAUCAGUAAUUAAAAAAUUAUAUGUAUUAAAAGAUGUAAUCCUAUAUAUUCAAGAAUAACUAAAAUUGCUCUAAAAAUCUAAUUUUAAAGGAAAAUUAUCAGUUCUUUUGAUGAUUAGAUUUUGUGAUGACUUGGGAUUUAGACCUGUUUUAAUUUUACAAAAAAAAGAAAAAAAACACAUAGAUAUUGAAGAAAAUAGAAAAUUUUGCAAUAAAAUAAUCUAAAAUUUCAUUAAUUUACUUUUUUUUUAAAAUAAGAAUCGACAAAAAGUGGAACCAAUAGAUGAUAUAUGUGGUGAAUUUCUGAGAAAUCUAUAAUAUACAUAAUUAGAGCAUUUUCCAAACUAUGUAGUUAAAUUGGAAAAAUUAAUUCUUUUAAUUAAUUAAUUAUAUAGCGUAAACUUUUGA
Molecule: messenger RNA, 1471 nt
Organism: Paramecium sonneborni
Lineage: Eukaryota; Ciliophora; Oligohymenophorea; Peniculida; Parameciidae
Source: the annotation of a GenBank genome assembly